This is a messenger RNA of Ilex paraguariensis (yerba mate), 1166 nucleotides long. The record is from the annotation of a GenBank genome assembly. Lineage: Eukaryota; Viridiplantae; Streptophyta; Magnoliopsida; Aquifoliales; Aquifoliaceae.
UUAAUAGCAAAAAUAUCCAACCCAAUCCAUACGUUACCAAUCCCUAGUCCGUAUCUUCAUCUUCUUCGAAAUCGAAACAGCGCCCUUCGUUAUAUCUACCUACAUGCACAGUGUCCCCUGUAAACGUACAACAAAACCCCAGCCAUGAAUCUUCAUUCGUUGGACGAUUCAUCGAACGAAAGGCAAAAGCCUGCGGCGAAGAAGUGGGAAUCGCACUGUUCAAUAAUAUUACCAUUCUCUACCCUUCCCUUUCUUCACUCACCACUCCGUCCACCCUUCAAACCCAAUCUCCAAGUAGCAGCAUCUCACAUUGUACGCAAUAUUCACAAAUCCGGUGUAUUUUUCACUGAUAAAUGUCUCAGCUUGUUGCACGAAUUCGUUUUCCAAAGCCCACUUCUCAAGAAAGUAUUCUCUUUGCCCUCUGAUUUCCACAAUAUUAGCCAGAUUUCUCGCAGGAAGUACACGAAUUUGAACAAUCUAUCCAACCACAAUUUUGCUGCCAUUUUACCAGGAGAUUCAGUGGCAGGAGUCGUGGUGGCUAACGGAAUUCUGAAUUUCUUGAACAUUUACAAUACGCUGCUCAUUGUUAGGCUUGUUUUAACUUGGUUUCCGAACACUCCUCCAGCCAUUGUUAGCCCUCUUAGCACUUUGUGUGAUCCAUACUUGAACAUAUUCCGUGGGAUCAUCCCACCCCUUGGAGGAACUUUGGAUCUUUCACCUAUACUGGCAUUCCUUGUUCUAAAUGCCUUUACAAGCACUGCUGCUGCACUCCCUGCUGAACUCCCAUCUACAGAAGUAUCUCAAAAAAUUCUAUCUCUUACACCAGUAUCUCAUCUGACCACAUCACAGAAGAAAUGGAUGACAAGGCUUGCUGGAAACAGGUCAAAGAGCUCCAGCAGUGACAAUUAGAUCGUUUAGCAAGACUUGCUAAUCUGAAAUACGGGCAUCGUCUGUAAUUGUCUAUUGGCUCACACUCCAAUUGUAGAAAUUCAUUGUUACAACACACUCAAAUGUUUUUUUUGAUGUGGAUUAUAUAUUUUCUCUAAUCAUCAUCUUGCGUCGGGCACAUACAAUGAUAUUUUCAAGUCUUAGGGAAAAUCUCAGUCAAAUUAAUGAUUUCUACAAACUGAUGAUAUCCACAUCAUUAGUUUUAUGGCACAUGCUUG